AUGAACAAUCUCCCAACUCAUCUCUGGAAGUGAGACGCAUAUGAAAAGAACAAAUUCACUCGGUUUAUCCGGGACAUUUUAGAACAUACCCACGGCUGUCGGCUCCGAUUUUUGUUAGCUUCAACGUCCACGGAGCGUGAGAUAUUUAAUGAAUUUCGCGAAGUUAUGACCGGUGUACAGUUAAAACUAUGUACAAAUUUAAUUCGACGUAAAAUGUCGAGCAAAAAGUAAAAAGAAAGAUUGAUUGCGAAUGCGUUCAAUUUUCCGAAGCGUCUGUACGAGAACAGAUAUAGAAUUUUAAGGUUAGAAGUUGAAUGUCAGAGAAGACUCAGGAAUCCUGCUUCUUCCUCGUUUUGUCCGACGAGUAGACAGAUAGAAGAAAAUAAUAUACAACGAUGGCGUUACACAUUGUACCUCCGAAGCGUAAAGAGAUUUACAAGUACGAGGCACCCUGGCCUCUGUACAGUAUGAAUUGGUCCGUACGUCCAGACAAAAGAUUUCGUUUAGCAUUGGGUAGCUUUGUCGAAGAGUAUAACAACAAAGUUCAAAUUGUGUCACUCGACGAAGAAACAUCUGAGUUUAGUGCUAAAAGUACAUUCGAUCAUCCGUAUCCGACUACGAAAAUAAUGUGGAUUCCUGAUAGCAAAGGACUAUUUCCUGAUUUACUGGCCACAUCUGGUGAUUAUUUAAGAGUAUGGAGAGCAGGAGACUCAGAAACACGCUUGGAAUGUGUAUUAAAUAAUAACAAGAAUUCUGACUUUUGUGCCCCCUUAACAUCAUUCGAUUGGAACGAAGUCGACCCAAACCUAAUCGGCACUUCGAGCAUCGACACUACUUGUACUAUAUGGGGUUUGGAAACGGGACAAGUGUUGGGUCGGGUUAAUAUGGUUACAGGCCAUGUUAAAACUCAGUUAAUUGCUCAUGAUAAGGAAGUGUACGACGUAGCGUUCAGUAGGGCUGGCGGUGGUCGUGAUAUGUUUGCCUCGGUUGGAGCCGAUGGUUCAGUGAGAAUGUUUGAUCUACGUCACUUAGAGCAUUCGACAAUAAUUUAUGAAGAUCCACAGCACACUCCCUUAUUAAGACUAGCAUGGAAUAAACAAGAUCCCAAUUACCUCGCCACGGUGGCAAUGGAGGCUUGCGAAGUUAUUAUCCUGGAUGUACGAGUACCUUGCACCCCAGUUGCCAGGUUAAAUAAUCACAGGGCAAGUGUCAAUGGCAUUGCAUGGGCACCACAUUCGUCCUGCCACAUCUGUACAGCGGCUGACGAUCAUCAAGCUUUAAUAUGGGACAUUCAGCAAAUGCCACGAGCCAUUGAAGAUCCUAUUCUUGCAUAUACAGCCGCAGAAGGUGAAGUUAAUCAAAUCCAGUGGGGUGCGACGCAGCCAGACUGGAUUGCUAUCUGUUAUAAUAAAGCAGCAGAAAUCCUUCGAGUAUAAAUAGCCUUUUGUAGGCGAUGUACUACCAAGGUACAGGAUCAUCAAUUUGAACAAUGAUAAAUUUUAUUGCAUGCAGAUUGAAUCUCAGCUGAUAAGAUCCUCAAAUAGAUCGAGGUAAUUGCAAUCAAAGUACAAUGAUUCAUAUCGUGCAUUCAUUGUGCGGCAAAUAUGUACUCAUCGAAUCGUUGUUCUUGCGCCUACCAAGGCGAAAAUCAUGUAAAAUAGUGCGAUUUUAAGAAGACGUGAAUCCAUAGACUGAUAGGUUAUAUUUAUAGUCCUACCAUUACACUGUGAACGUGACUGGUGAAUUCUUUUGUGUUCCCCUCACUGGUUGAGGUACGUAACUUCAAAAAAAAAAAAUCUUUCUAUUAUUAUGAGAAAUGUAUAAUUCCGUAAGUACAUUUCACAAUUUCUUUUCAAAUUCAUGCUGUACUAUUUGCGAUGUUGUGUUAACGUCAUUUUGUUGUUUGUUGGCAAAAUUAUAUAUAUCGAACUUGUCUACUUUGGGUAUUAACAAAUCUACCGAUUUAUAGUGCAAUUGAAUUCAACGAAAACUUGACGAUCCAUUUAGGACACUACGUUCUGUUCGUAGUAUUUUAUGGUUUGGGUGUGCCCUUAAUAUCCCAAGGUAGAAUUGUGUAAUUCUUCAAUGUUAAUAACACACGAGUGCGACUAAGAAGAUAUUCUUUGAUUAAUUAAGUACAAUUCGAAAAGUUAUUAACCGUAGUGCAAGAUUUCCCCCUGUCACGCGAUUUGUAUAUAUGUUUAUAUCUUCCUGCACUCAAAGAAAUAAGUACAUCAUUAAUGUAUCGGAUUACUAUUAAGACUAGGUUAAAGUUUUGCAACAGUAUUUUAAAUUUAAUACGACCAGAUAGAUACUAGAGUUCCCCUAAAGCUUAACAAAUGAUAAAACUAGUUAUACAAUCAGUUAUAUAAGUUCCGUAAAAAGGAAAGCGGUAAAAUUAGACGAUUUAAAAGAAAAAACAUAAAAUAAAGUUUCUUAAAUAAUGCAUUCAGUUUAUUGGGAUCGUUAUCGUUCUAAUAGUAUUCUUAUCAUUCACAUUCGUAAUCCUGUUUGACGUGAUAUUCUGCCUUAUAUUUGCAUUAUUGCAUUGCUUCAUAUUUUGCAUUAUAUUUCCGUCGAGUGUACAGCUGUUCUGAAGCGUGAUUGAUAAAAAAAAAAAAAAGGUAAAGAGGAGUGUAUCGGUUCGUGAUAGGUCAAUUUUUAUGAUAUGGUGACACAGGGUCAAAUGCUGGAUUAAACAGAGAGAGCAUUAUUUCCUAAAAUCGUACUUAAACCACGAAAGAGUUCUUCUUUGUACCAAUAAUCAUAAACAGUUGUACAAUACGUGUCUCAAUUAUCCGAAACGUACGCGUGAAUGUCGGGUUUUUAUAUGUAAAUGUUCCAAUUACAAACAUGUAAUAUUGUAUUUAGGUCUAAUAUAAAUUUUUAUACCUACAACGA
Molecule: messenger RNA, 2901 nt
Organism: Orussus abietinus
Lineage: Eukaryota; Metazoa; Arthropoda; Insecta; Hymenoptera; Orussidae
Gene: wap
Product: DDB1- and CUL4-associated factor 7
Exons: 4
Coding region: 396-1436 (346 amino acids)
Cellular component (GO): nucleus
Molecular function (GO): protein binding
Source: RefSeq, a predicted model, not a curated record